This is a messenger RNA of Onychostoma macrolepis, 841 nucleotides long. It is a transcript of the gene eif4ebp3l, whose product is annotated as eukaryotic translation initiation factor 4E binding protein 3, like. The transcript is spliced from 3 exons. Bases 238 to 576 code for a protein of 112 amino acids. Gene Ontology annotation, biological process: negative regulation of translational initiation. Gene Ontology annotation, cellular component: cytoplasm. Gene Ontology annotation, molecular function: eukaryotic initiation factor 4E binding. NCBI's taxonomy places the organism in Eukaryota, Metazoa, Chordata, Actinopteri, Cypriniformes, Cyprinidae. The record is from RefSeq and is a predicted model, not a curated record.
GCUGUUGUUAAAUACCCCUCACCUCCGCCGCCGCGGGCAGACAGCCUCUCUCAGCGAGUAUCACGAGACCAGCGCUGUCUGCAACACGCUAAAAAUAUCUUUGCCGUUUUUUUAUGUUGUUGAAACUUUGUUGAGCUAAGUUUCAUCAUAACCAAACACUUCAUAUAGACGAGUGUCUAGAGCCCUUACAUAUCAUCGUGUUCAGUGGCACAGAGUUUUGAGCGCAUUUCAGCCACGAUGUCCGCCAACACGCAACAGAGCAAGAGCUGCCCCAUUCCCACGCGUGUCCUGCACCUCAAAGACUGGUCCCAGCUCCCAGACUGCUACAGUCAGACCCCUGGAGGAACACUCUUCUCCACCACACCGGGGGGAACUCGGAUCAUUUAUGACAGAAAGUUCCUCCUGGACUGCAGGAACUCUCCCAUUGCCCGGACCCCACCCUGUUGUUUGCCCCAGAUUCCUGGGGUGACCAUUCCUUCACACCAUCCAAUGUCUAAACUGCAGGAACUCAAAGAGGAGUUGGAGGAGGAGAAGGAUCUGGCAGCUGAAGACAACCAGUUUGAAAUGGACAUUUGAAUCUUUCAUCUACCUCCUGUGGAGAAUUCUCUAUUAUAUCUGUCGGGAUGUUGCUGCUUACUCCACGAUCAGCAGACAUUACAUAUUCACCAGAUUACAGGGCUUUUUAAUGAGCUAAACACCCAAAGGGUGUCUUAUUCUUUUGUUUAAAAGUAUUUGUUAGAUGUUUACCGGAAGAAAAAAAAAAACACGAUUCCUUGACAAGUGACAGUGUGUUUUAAAGUUCUUUAUUGUACAUAUGGUACUUUCUACUUUUUUUUUUUUU